Marchantia polymorpha subsp. ruderalis is the source of this 1479-nucleotide messenger RNA. NCBI's taxonomy places the organism in Eukaryota, Viridiplantae, Streptophyta, Marchantiopsida, Marchantiales, Marchantiaceae. The record is from the annotation of a GenBank genome assembly.
CCAUACCAGGAGGUAUGAGUGAAUAAUAAAAUUAUGUUGCAAAGAGAGUGAGACACAGUCUACCAUAAGUCCUCUCUCCUGCGUAUGCAUGUUCCCACAUCAAUAUUCCCACAGCGGAGACUGACCCCACCGAGAACACAACAGAAUGAAUGAAGCUCGGCACUGGCCAGGACUCAACGGAUCGGAAGCAGUGAGUGCCGUAUGGCUCUUCCCAGCUGAGAGAGCGUGUUGUUGGCAAAGAAAGGCACAGGGUACAAGCGGACGUUGCCUGCGUCGUCGACAGCGGCAGGGGCCCUUUGGAUCGUUUGGCUCUUCCCCAGCAAAGAGCAUGUUGCUGGCAAAGGAAGGGAGGGUACAAGCGGACGUUGGUGGCAGCGUCGUGGACAGCGGGAGGAGGGAGGCCCUUUUGAAUCGUUUUUGCUCCGCUCGGGGGUUUGGGGUUCGGGGUUCGGGGUCUGAAGCCUUCGUCGGUUCCCGUGGCUUCAGCGUCGAGAGUCUUUGCGGCAGAUUUUUGGGUCGACUGGACUGGCGAGCCCGUAGGUCAGCGUUCGUUUCGUUCGAGGACGAGGGAUUUGGCACUCGCUUCAUACCCGAGGGCGUCGGUGAGUAGGAAUCGUGGAGGAGACACUAGAAUUGUGUGCAGUGGCCGUACUGGCCUGCUUGAUUCUGCCCCUUCUGCUGGUGAGCAUCGGGCAGAGCAUGCGAGACUGCGUCCAUGGUAGCUGCAGCCAUGGCAGACGCAGCGGCGCCUCAAGUGUGCUUAAACACAACCAUGGGAGAUAUCGUGGUGGAGCUGUAUGUCAAGCAUGCUCCUAAGACAUGCAGGAACUUCAUCGAGCUUUCUCGUCGUGGCUACUACGAAGACGUUAGAUUUCACCGCGUUAUAAAGGAUUUCAUGGCGCAGACUGGAGAUCCGACCAACACAGGAAGAGGAGGCGAAUCUAUUUACGGGGCUAAGUUUGAAGAUGAGAUCCACCGAGACUUGAAACACACUGGUGCUGGAAUAUUGUCCAUGGCCAACUCAGGUCCCAAUACAAAUGGGAGUCAGUUUUUUCUAACCCUCGCACCUACACCUUGGCUUGAUGGCAAGCAUACUAUAUUUGGACGAGUUUGUAGAGGUAUGGAAGUCUUGAAGCGACUUGGAAAUGUUCAAACAGACAAAAAUGACAGGCCUGUGCAUGACGUGAAGAUUACUCGAGCCUACGUCCAGGACUAAUCUAUCCAAGCACUCUUUUAUUUGAGUCGGCAACCACUGUCACGUCGACAAUUAAACUGGAUAGCUGCACGCUGAUUUUUCUCACAGGUUUCGUCAUCACCCCCUGACAUUUUCACACAGGACAUCAUUAUAAGAUAGUUACAGACCCAAAUUGACGGGUUUUGCCGAGUGGCUCAGCUAGUAAAAUACCGACAAAUUUUUUUAUCACGUAUCGAGCCGAAUUGGAUUGUAACGCGGAGAUAUACAUUUUAUUUAAAGCGGAU